UCAGCUGCAAAAUGCAACUUUGAGCUAAGCUUCCCGUGUGUAAAGGCAUGGGCCUCUGCCAGCCCCAGAAGGUGCUGCAGAAAUGGGGCACCUACGUUUCUUUUGCUUCUUUUUCUUUGCAAAACCACAGUGUUAGAGAAUAACUUGCCUCUUUUUAUUGUGCUGGUUUCCUUUGCAUUUUAAUUGUUCUCUCUGCUCCUGUAUCUGAUCAGAUCGUGUCACCGAACUUAGUGCAUUUUUUUCCCCCUCUAUUUUUUUUCCUGUCCGCUCACAUGCACCCAUGGCAAGGAGCAGCCUGACACCAUUUGACAUCUCCUUGCUUCCUCAUUUCAAUAUUAACUGUUUACCAGAAGAGAAACAGGUUUGGGGUGCGGGUGCUGAGCACUUGCAAGUCUCUGUGUGAGCAACAGCUCUUUUGCCCUUUGUGCCUUCAGAGCCACAGGUCAUUUCUCUAAGCUGCCUGGAACUGCUAUUGGCACCAGCCUGACUUCAGGAGGGACAGGUCUGUGGAUGUGCUGCACUCUCUGCUUGGGCUGGGGUGCAGUGACGAGGCUCAGAGCUGUGCCUGCUGCCACUCUCACCCCAGAAAGGACUUACUGAAGGAUUCCUACCCCUCCACAGAGCAAUAAUAAUGACCCAGCUGCAGUUUAAAGAUGCUUUUUGGUGCAAGGAAUUCACCUUCCACACCGGCUAUGAGGUGCUCGUACAGCGGCUACUGGAGGGGAAGAAGAUGUGCAAAGAUGUGGAGGAUUUGCUCAAGCAGAGAGCACAAGCAGAAGAGAGAUAUGGGAAAGAGCUGGUUCAAAUCGCCCGAAAAGCAGGAGGACAAACAGAAAUCAACACACUGAAGGCAGCAUUCGAGAUGCUCAAGCAACAAAUUGAAAGUGUUGGAAACUCUCAUAUCCAGCUGUCAGUAAUGCUGAAGGAAGAACUGAAAGGAAUAGAGGAGUUCCGAGAAAGGCAGAAGGAGCAAAGAAAAAAGUAUGAGUCUGCAAUGGAGCGUAUGCAAAAGAGCAAACUGUCCCAUUAUAAGAAAACAAUGGAGUCCAAGAAGACCUACGAGCAGAAGUGCAAGGAGGCGGAUGAGGCCGAGCAGUCCUUUGAACGCACCAGUGCUUCAGGCAACCAAAAGCAAACAGAAAAGAGCCAGAACAAAGCCAAGCAAUGCAGAGAGGCAGCAAAUGAAGCAGAGAACGUGUACAAACAGAACAUCGAGCAGCUGGAUAAGGUCAGGACAGAGUGGGAACAGGAACAUAUCAAAACCUGCGAGGUCUUCCAGCUCCAGGAGUGCGACCGCAUCACAAUCCUGCGGAACUCGCUGUGGGUGCACUGCAACCAGCUCUCUCUGCAGUGUGUGAAGGAUGAUGAGCUGUAUGAAGAGGUUCGGGUCAGCUUGGAGAACUGUGUUGUAGAGUCAGACAUAGACUACUUCAUUAAGACGAAAAUGACAGGAACACAACCUCCAGAUGCAAUAGGGUAUGAGAACUACUACAGCAGAGAGCCCAACAGGCGCAGCAGCAGCCCCACCCAGUCCUGUGGGAUGAUGAAGAGAUUCUCUGGACUUCUGCAUGGGAGCAGUAAAAACAACACGGAAACUGCCACUCCUUCAGCCCCUCCUCUGGAAAGAACAGACGGAGUCUAUGCAUCCAUUUUUGUACAUGAAAAAGCUGGGAUCACAUCAUCACAGGACUACAGAGUACUUUAUGACUACACAGCCCAGAACGUGGAUGAACUGGACAUCAGUGAAGGAGACAUUGUAGCUGUCAUUGCAGAAAAUGAGGAUGGCUGGUGGACAGCAGAAAGGAAUGGGCAACAAGGCUUCGUGCCGGGGUCUUAUCUUGAAAAGCUUUGAUGAAAAGAAGCCCCAGUCCUCAGACUUUACAAAUACUCUAUUACUGAAAACAAUCAGCACACAAGGUCUGCUUCAGCUGACCAAGGGCAUCCCAAUAAUAAUGUUUUCUACAACUACCAGUCAGGAAAUAACCAACUGACCAUGCUUUUCUCUCCCUUGCUCCUGCCUCAUCCCAGCAUCUCCUGCCCUACACUGUCUACAAAAACCAUCCUCACUCCUGAGAAAUUAGGACUUGCAUGCUUUGGCACAGUCCUACCUUCAGCACACUGUGCUGCCAGCAGUGUUGCAAAGCUCAGAGACCCUGGGAGGAAAAUCCUGCCCAGAUCUCAACUGUGCAAAGGGAAAAGAUCACAGAAGCAAGUGCAGUUUCUCCAGAUGGAGGACUGUCUCCAGCCAGCCUGUGAGCCACCCUCAUGGUCACAGCAGCCACGUUCUCUGCCAUGGAUCCCUUUCUCUCCCUCCACAGACCAUGCUGGCAUUUUUAACAGUGGAUGGAUUAUAAGUCACUGAUGAAAACAUGAAAAAAAGUGAAUGCAGCUAGAGAGGAGCACCUGAAGGUCCAGGACACAUCCCUAGCAGGAAAACUUGAGGCACUCCCCAUCGCAACUAUCUCCUAAGACAAUGAAAUCCAUGCUAGCCAUGGCUCUGCUUUGCACUGGAUUCUGGGACAGAUGAUGGGCCCAAGGCUUGCUUUCGCCUUGGUUGGAAGGUUUCCCUAACGCCUCUUUGGGAUUUUGAAGUUUAAAAAUCCAACAACACAAACAGCAGCUAAGCAAAGCCUCCAGCAGUGCUGCACUGCCCUGAUUCCUCUCCUCUGAGCGCCAGAGAAUUGCCAAUUACCUCCUCCUGCAAUCUCCACACUGGUGUCAGCAGGGCAGCCUCCCUUCCACCUCUCCUCUUCUGCCCACAGGCUGCUCUGUCUCCAUGUGCUGCCUGCAGCCUCUGCACCUCUGGGGUUGCUGGCACAGGGACAUUCUGGUUUCUUUGCAGGCACGCCUAAUGUGCUCAUUCUUCAACAAACCCUCUUCAGAGAAGUUGCACUGUGCAGGUUCACUGUAUUUCACAGAUUUCAGCUCUAUCAGUCUUUCUAGUUCAAUAUUUAAGAAUGUUUCCAACUGUUACUGUACUGUACAAGGGAUUGAUGGAUAGUUUCUGCUACUCCUCCCUUUUCAGUACUUCAAGAUAGUUAAAAAAACAUUAAAAAUCGGUGAUUUAAUUUGAA
Corvus hawaiiensis (hawaiian crow) is the source of this 3074-nucleotide messenger RNA. RefSeq names its product proline-serine-threonine phosphatase interacting protein 1 (gene PSTPIP1). Lineage: Eukaryota; Metazoa; Chordata; Aves; Passeriformes; Corvidae. The record is from RefSeq and is a predicted model, not a curated record. The coding region runs from base 632 to 1852 and encodes 406 amino acids. The transcript has 15 exons. Gene Ontology annotation, molecular function: actin filament binding. Gene Ontology annotation, biological process: actin filament polymerization. Gene Ontology annotation, cellular component: plasma membrane; actin filament; cytoplasm.